Drosophila sechellia is the source of this 1478-nucleotide messenger RNA. RefSeq lists its product as uncharacterized. NCBI's taxonomy places the organism in Eukaryota, Metazoa, Arthropoda, Insecta, Diptera, Drosophilidae. Gene Ontology annotation, cellular component: cytoplasm. The record is from RefSeq and is a predicted model, not a curated record. The coding region runs from base 82 to 1395 and encodes 437 amino acids. The transcript has a single exon.
CAGCUGUUGCUGGCGGGAUCAAUUUAGGGAGUGUAUUGUUAAUUGUUUUUGUUUUACUUGCAUCAAGAUUUACGGACGAGGAUGCGGAAAUACCAGCAGCUGGUGCUGCUGCUCAUCUCCUGCCUCAGCGUGAGCAUCCUGCUGAUGUACAAGACCGAGAACAAUCGCCUCAAGUACGUGCUCAAGUACGUGAACUUCUUCGGACGCAACGAUGCCGCUGUCCUCCGGCGCCUGGAGAACGGAACCAAGGAGGACGGAGCGCAGGUGCUGUGGCGCCCUCUGCCCGUGUGGCAGGUGAUCGGAGACUCCUUCCAUGCCUACUCCGCCUUCUGGAUGCGCAACGAACUGGUGGCCGGCGGCGAAGCCCACGUUCUGGUGGUCGGAAAAAAAGGAGCAGUGGUCGACUUCCGCUGCAGCCUGGACCUUCUGGGCGGACGCAGUGUGCAGGGGAAGUUUCGUUUUCAGAGGGACUCCAUUGAGAGCCUUGUAGAUGACAAGUCUUCCAACUUCACCAGCUAUCACUUCUUCUGCCAGGUGAGCCGAGAUUUCGGUCAGCCCGGCAGUGUCUCCUUCACGGACAUAACAACCACCAGGAGUCCAGUGAGGCUGCGUCUGCGAAACCUUAAACCAGCGAGCAAGAAGAGCGACGACAAUGUGGUAGCUGUAGCGCACCGCCUACCAGCCACCGUUUGCGUUGAUCUCGUUGGCUUCAACAUGACCUCCAAGUUCGCACGUAGUGAAAAUGCUUUGCUGCAGUUCUUCCUGUUCCACCAGGCCAUGGGAAUAGAGCAUUUCCUGGUCUACAACCACGAUGAACUGCCCGAGGAGGUGCUGCACCUGUUGGAGCGCACCAACAUCCACCUGUAUGGCCUGCCGUUUAACUUUCCCUUCCAGCAGACCAACGGCACACGUUCGCGGAUCCACCAACUAUUACUCACGGACUGCCUGCUGCGAAAUGUGAACCACGCCGGCUUCACCCUUCUACUCCGCCCCAACGAGCUGUUCUUCCCCAACUCAAAGUUCUCUGGGGACCAGGCGAAGGGAUCGCUCCAGCAGCAGCUGCGACACUUCUCCUCCGAGAUCACGCGCUUUGAACUGGCAACCAUGUCCGUGUGCUUCGAUGAGAAGAAGAAACUGUUACCCGACAACGUUCAGUACGACCCGGAGCGCAGAUCUGAGUUCAAAACAUUGCUGAAUCGCCUGGAGCUGCCGCCGGCGCAGCUCUUGGCCAGUACAUCCGAUGUGGAACUAUCGUUAUCAACCGGAUUCGUGCACCGCUACGUGGACUGCGACCAUGUGGGCAGCGAUGGCCUGCACGACUGGCGGAACGCAGUUCGCGAGGACUUUAUGGAGCACAUCAACGUGCUCCGCAACGAGGUGGAGCUACUCAUCUAGGAGCGUACGUUUAGGUUGAGAUUUAAAUACAUGUAGUUUUGAGAGAUUACUUGACUGCCAUAAAGAGAAUACAAGUAAGCACA